Propithecus coquereli (Coquerel's sifaka) is the source of this 10300-nucleotide messenger RNA. It is a transcript of the gene FRY, whose product is annotated as furry homolog (Drosophila). The transcript is spliced from 60 exons. The record is from RefSeq and is a predicted model, not a curated record. The coding region runs from base 1 to 9102 and encodes 3033 amino acids. Gene Ontology annotation, biological process: neuron projection development; cell morphogenesis. NCBI's taxonomy places the organism in Eukaryota, Metazoa, Chordata, Mammalia, Primates, Indriidae. Gene Ontology annotation, cellular component: site of polarized growth; cell cortex.
AUGGCAGUUGAUGACAGCAAUUUAUAUUCCAGAACGAAGAACAAACUAAAUUCGUCUCAAAAUGAUCAUAAAUCAUCAAGACGGAGCAGCCUGCCACCCGAACUGCUCAUAGGAAAUGACAUUAGAGGAAGACUUCAAAGGAACAUUAAGAACUUGGAUCCCAUUCAACUGAGACGCCCAAAGAAGAGACCAUCCAUAUUUCCAGCGUCUCCAGUUGGCAACGGUUAUAUCAAGCCUCCAGUUCCGCCUGCUUCAGGCACGCACAGGGAGAAAGGUCCGCCAACCAUGUUACCCAUCAACGUGGACCCAGACAGCAAACCAGGAGAAUAUGUCCUCAAGAGUUUAUUUGUCAACUUCACCACUCAGGCUGAGCGCAAGAUUCGCAUCAUUAUGGCAGAACCCCUGGAAAAGCCAUUGACAAAAUCUCUGCAACGUGGAGAAGACCCCCAAUUUGAUCAAGUCAUCAGCUCCAUGAGCUCCCUCUCUGAGUACUGCUUGCCUUCUAUUCUGCGUACCUUGUUUGACUGGUAUAAAAGGCAAAAUGGAAUUGAGGAUGAAUCACAUGAAUACAGACCACGAACAAGUAAUAAAUCAAAAAGUGAUGAACAACAGCGAGAUUAUUUGAUGGAAAGACGGGACCUUGCCAUUGAUUUUAUUUUUUCUUUAGUAUUAAUAGAAGUUUUGAAACAGAUUCCACUUCAUCCUGUAAUAGACAGUUUAAUACAUGAUGUUAUUAACUUGGCUUUCAAGCACUUUAAAUACAAAGAAGGGUACCUUGGUCCUAACACUGGCAAUAUGCACAUUGUGGCAGACCUAUAUGCAGAAGUUAUCGGAGUGUUGGCACAAGCCAAAUUCCCUGCUGUAAAGAAGAAAUUUAUGGCAGAGCUAAAAGAAUUACGGCACAAAGAGCAGAGCCCAUAUGUGGUUCAAAGCAUUAUCAGCUUGAUAAUGGGGAUGAAAUUCUUUCGAAUUAAGAUGUAUCCAGUGGAGGAUUUUGAGGCCUCUCUUCAGUUUAUGCAGGAAUGUGCACACUAUUUCCUCGAGGUCAAAGACAAAGAUAUCAAGCAUGCCUUGGCUGGCCUUUUUGUUGAAAUCCUUGUUCCAGUCGCUGCUGCUGUUAAAAAUGAAGUAAAUGUUCCCUGCCUUAGAAAUUUUGUGGAAAGCCUAUAUGACACCACGUUGGAACUUUCUUCUCGAAAGAAGCAUUCCUUGGCCUUGUACCCCCUGGUGACCUGCCUACUCUGUGUCAGUCAGAAGCAGCUGUUCCUGAACAGGUGGCACGUCUUCCUCAACAACUGCUUAUCUAACCUUAAAAAUAAAGACCCUAAGAUGGCUCGGGUUGCGCUGGAAUCUCUCUACAGAUUACUUUGGGUUUACAUGAUUCGAAUUAAAUGUGAAAGCAACACAGCUACUCAGAGCCGACUUAUAACCAUCAUCACAACACUUUUCCCCAAAGGGUCCCGCGGUGUGGUGCCCAGGGAUAUGCCUCUGAACAUCUUUGUGAAAAUCAUCCAGUUCAUUGCCCAGGAACGUUUAGAUUUUGCUAUGAAAGAAAUCAUUUUUGAUUUUCUUUGUGUGGGAAAACCAGCAAAAGCUUUCAGUCUCAAUCCAGAGAGAAUGAACAUUGGUUUACGGGCAUUCUUGGUCAUAGCUGACAGCUUGCAGCAGAAGGAUGGGGAACCUCCCAUGCCAGUUACAGGAGCCGUUCUCCCUUCAGGAAACACACUAAGAGUAAAGAAAACAUAUUUGAGUAAAACGCUAACUGAAGAGGAAGCCAAAAUGAUAGGCAUGUCCUUAUAUUACUCUCAAGUACGAAAAGCUGUGGACAAUAUUUUAAGGCACCUUGAUAAAGAAGUAGGGCGGUGUAUGAUGCUGACUAAUGUCCAGAUGUUAAACAAAGAACCCGAAGACAUGAUCACAGGUGAGAGAAAGCCAAAAAUAGAUCUUUUCAGGACCUGUGUUGCCGCUAUUCCCCGACUGCUUCCUGAUGGGAUGUCCAAACUUGAACUCAUUGACUUGCUGGCUAGACUCUCCAUUCAUAUGGAUGAUGAACUGCGACAUAUUGCACAAAAUUCCCUUCAGGGUUUGCUUGUUGACUUCUCAGACUGGAGAGAAGAUGUGCUGUUUGGCUUUACCAACUUCUUGCUGCGGGAAGUAAAUGACAUGCAUCACACACUCCUCGAUUCGUCCCUGAAGUUGCUGCUGCAGCUGCUCACUCAGUGGAAACUGGUCAUACAAACACAAGGAAAAGUCUACGAGCAAGCCAACAAAAUCAGAAAUUCAGAGCUAAUUCCCAAUGGCUCAAGCCACAGAAUUCAGUCGGAACGAGGUCCCCACUGCAGUGUCCUCCAUGCUGUAGAAGGGUUUGCUCUGGUUUUACUCUGCAGUUUCCAAGUGGCCACACGUAAACUAUCCGUCUUAAUACUCAAGGAAAUUCGAGCUUUGUUUCUUGCCCUGGGUCAGCCUGAGGACGACGACAGGCCCAUGAUUGAUGUCAUGGAUCAGCUAAGUUCUUCCAUUCUCGAAAGUUUUAUUCACGUAGCAGUUUCGGAUUCAGCGACGUUACCACUGACCCACAAUGUGGAUCUGCAGUGGUUGGUGGAGUGGAACGCAGUCCUGGUCAAUAGCCAUUAUGAUGUGAAGAGCCCUUCUCAUGUCUGGAUAUUCGCACAGUCUGUCAAAGACCCGUGGGUCCUCUGCCUCUUCAGUUUCCUCCGGCAGGAGAACUUGCCCAAACACUGCCCCACGGCCCUCAGCUACGCCUGGCCUUAUGCCUUCACUCGGCUCCAGUCAGUGAUGCCUCUGGUGGACCCAAAUAGCCCAAUUAAUGCCAAGAAAACCAGCACUGCCGGCAGCGGAGACAACUAUGUUACCUUGUGGAGAAAUUACCUUAUUCUUUGUUUUGGAGUUGCAAAACCCAGUAUAAUGAGCCCAGGACACUUAAGAGCUUCCACUCCAGAAAUAAUGGCGACCACACCUGAUGGUACAGUGAGCUACGAUAACAAGGCCAUAGGCACCGCUUCGGUGGGAGUUCUGUUAAAGCAGCUGGUGCCUUUGAUGAGGCUAGAGAGCAUUGAGAUCACAGAGUCCUUGGUUUUAGGAUUCGGAAGAACAAAUUCCCUUGUUUUCAGAGAAUUGGUAGAAGAACUUCAUCCGUUAAUGAAAGAAGCUCUGGAACGAAGACCGGAGAACAAAAAACGCAGAGAACGCAGAGACUUGUUAAGGCUACAACUACUUCGAAUUUUUGAACUUCUGGCUGAUGCUGGUGUAAUAAGUGACAGCACAAACGGAGCCUUAGAACGGGAUACGUUAGCCCUUGGAGCUUUGUUCUUAGAAUACGUAGACUUGACCCGCAUGCUCCUAGAAGCAGAAAAUGACAAAGAAGUUGAAAUUCUUAAAGAUAUCCGGGCCCAUUUUAGUGCAAUGGUGGCCAACCUGAUCCAGUGUGUUCCAGUGCACCACCGAAGAUUUCUCUUCCCCCAGCAAAGCCUGAGGCACCAUCUUUUCAUCUUAUUUAGCCAGUGGGCAGGUCCCUUCAGCAUCAUGUUUACGCCUCUGGAUCGGUACAGUGACAGAAACCAUCAGAUUACAAGAUACCAGUACUGUGCAUUAAAGGCAAUGUCAGCAGUAUUGUGCUGUGGCCCUGUCUUCGACAAUGUAGGCCUUUCCCCAGAUGGCUACCUAUAUAAGUGGCUUGACAACAUUCUGGCUUGUCAAGAUUUACGCGUUCAUCAGCUUGGCUGCGAAGUUGUUGUCUUGCUAUUGGAACUUAAUCCUGACCAAAUCAAUCUUUUUAACUGGGCCAUUGACCGAUGCUACACGGGUUCCUACCAACUUGCAUCCGGCUGCUUCAAAGCCAUAGCGACUGUGUGUGGAAGCAGGAAUUAUCCCUUCGACAUAGUGACAUUGUUAAACCUGGUUCUAUUCAAGGCCUCUGACACCAACAGAGAGAUUUAUGAAAUCUCCAUGCAGCUGAUGCAGAUACUUGAAGCAAAGCUUUUUGUAUAUUCAAAGAAAGUCGCCGAACAAAGACCCGGCAGUAUUCUCUAUGGGACGCACGGGCCACUGCCCCCCCUCUAUAGCGUGUCACUCGCCCUCCUGUCCUGUGAACUGGCCAGGAUGUACCCUGAGCUCACGCUCCCACUCUUCUCAGAGGUAAGCCAGCGAUUCCCCACGACACACCCCAACGGACGUCAGAUCAUGCUCACCUACCUGCUGCCCUGGCUGCACAACAUUGAGCUGGUGGACAGCAGGCUCCUCCUCCCAGGGUCCAGCCCCAGCAGCCCAGAGGACGAAGUCAAAGACCGGGAAGGAGAAGUGACUGCUUCUCACGGGCUGAAAGGGAAUGGCUGGGGCUCUCCGGAAGCCACAUCACUGGUCCUGAAUAACCUCAUGUACAUGACGGCCAAGUAUGGAGAUGAAGUUCCUGGACCAGAAAUGGAAAACGCGUGGAAUGCACUAGCCAACAACGAGAAAUGGAGCAACAACCUAAGGAUCACCUUGCAGUUCCUCAUCAGCCUCUGUGGGGUCAGCAGUGACACAGUUCUCCUGCCCUAUAUUAAAAAGGUGGCAAUAUACUUGUGCCGUAAUAACACCAUUCAAACCAUGGAAGAGCUUCUCUUCGAGCUACAGCAGACAGAGCCGGUGAACCCCAUCGUCCAGCACUGCGACAACCCGCCCUUCUACCGCCUCACAGCCAGCAGCAAGGCCUCCGCCGCAGCCUCCGGAACCACCUCCAGCAGCAAUACCGUGGUUGCUGGCCAGGACAACUUCCCAGACGCCGAGGAGAGCAAGAUAUUGAAAGAAUCUGAUGAAAGGUUUAGUAAUGUCAUCAGAGCCCACACUCGCCUCGAGUCAAGAUACAGCAAUAGCUCUGGAGGAUCGUAUGAUGAGGAUAAAAAUGAUCCGAUUUCUCCCUACACGGGCUGGUUGCUGACUAUCACAGAGACCAAGCAGCCGCAGCCCUUACCAAUGCCUUGUACCGGAGGAUGCUGGGCCCCCCUGGUUGACUAUCUCCCAGAAACCAUCACUCCCCGGGGGCCACUCCACAGGUGCAAUAUUGCUGUAAUUUUUAUGACUGAGAUGGUGGUGGAUCACAGUGUAAGAGAAGACUGGGCGCUUCAUCUGCCAUUACUACUUCAUGCUGUCUUCUUAGGUUUGGACCAUUACCGGCCUGAAGUCUUUGAACACAGCAAAAAAUUGCUUCUUCACCUCUUGAUUGCCCUCUCUUGCAACAGCAAUUUUCAUUCCAUCGCUUCUGUGCUUCUGCAGACUCGAGAGAUGGGUGAAGCUAAGACUCUAACUGUUCAGCCAGCUUACCAACCUGAGUACCUCUACACAGGUGGCUUUGACUUCCUGAGAGAGGACCAGUCAUCCCCAGUGCCAGACUCAGGGCUGAGCUCCAGUUCCACCUCUUCCAGCAUCAGCCUGGGGGGCAGCAGUGGGAACCUCCCGCAGAUGACCCAGGAGGUAGAAGACGUGGACACAGCUGCUGAAACAGAUGAGAAGGCAAACAAGCUCAUUGAGUUUCUGACGACUAGGGCAUUUGGUCCACUUUGGUGCCAUGAGGACAUCACUCCCAAAAAUCAAAAUUCAAAGAGUGCUGAACAGCUCACUAAUUUUCUACGUCAUGUUGUAUCCGUAUUUAAGGAUUCCAAAUCAGGUUUCCACCUGGAGCAACACUUGAGUGAAGUUGCGUUACAGACAGCCCUCGCAAGCUCUUCCAGGCACUAUGCGGGUCGUUCCUUCCAGAUAUUCCGGGCCCUCAAGCAACCUCUGUCAGCACAUGCCUUAUCUGACCUUCUCUCGAGAUUGGUAGAAGUGAUUGGAGAACACGGGGAUGAGAUUCAGGGUUAUGUGAUGGAAGCGCUCCUCACCUUGGAGGCUGCUGUGGAUAACUUGUCCAACUGCUUGAAGAACAGUGACCUCUUAACUGUGUUGUCCCGGUCUUCAUCACCAGAUUUAAGCUCGAGCACUAAACUAACAGCCAGCAGAAAGAGCACAGGACAACUGAAUGUGAACCCUGGAACUGCCAGUGGAAAUACCGCCACCGCAGAACGAAGCCGGCAUCAAAGAAGCUUCUCUGUGCCCAAGAAGUUUGGUGUUGUUGACCGAUCCUCCGACCCACCUCGAAGUGCCACACUGGACAGAAUUCAGGCUUGUACCCAACAAGCCCUCUCCUCAAAGACCAGGAGUUCAUCCUCCUUGAAAGACAGUCUCACAGACCCAUCCCACAUCAACCAUCCCACCAACCUGCUGGCCACCAUCUUCUGGGUCACAGUGGCCUUGAUGGAGUCUGAUUUUGAGUUCGAAUACCUAAUGGCCUUGCGGCUGCUGAGUAAACUGCUGGCGCAUAUGCCACUCGAUAAAGCUGAGAACCGAGAAAAACUUGAGAAACUCCAGGCACAGCUCAAGUGGGCCGACUUCUCGGGGUUGCAGCAGCUGCUGCUGAAAGGGUUCACGUCCCUCACCACCACAGACCUGACCCUGCAACUUUUCAGUUUGCUGACGCCAGUGUCCAAAGUACCCAUGGUGGAUUCAUCCCAAGCCAUUGGGUUUCCACUGAACGUCUUAUGUCUCCUGCCCCAGCUGAUUCAGCAUUUUGAAAAUCCCAAUCAGUUCUGUAAGGAUGUAGCCGAAAGGAUCGCUCAGGUUUGUUUGGAAGAGAAGAACCCCAAACUUUCAAAUCUCGCACAUGUUAUGACGCUUUAUAAAACACACAGCUACACAAGGGACUGUGCCACAUGGGUCAAUGUGGUUUGUCGAUACCUUCAUGAAGCAUAUGCUGACAUUACCUUGAAUAUGGUUACCUACCUGGCAGAGCUGCUGGAGAAGGGCCUCCCCAGCGUGCAGCAGCCCCUGCUGCAGGUGAUCCACAGUCUGCUCAGCUACAUGGACCUUUCCGGCGUCCCUGUCAAACAAUUUAAUGUGGAAGUGCUGAAGACCAUUGAAAAAUAUGUGCAAAGUAUUCACUGGAGAGAAGCUUUGAACAUCUUGAAGCUGGUAGUUUCUCGAUCUGCCAGCCUCGUUCUGCCUUCCUACCAGCACGGUGACCUCUCAAAGAUAGAAAUACAUCGAGUGUGGACCAGUGCUUCUAAGGAAUUACCUGGAAAAACUCUGGACUUUCACUUUGAUAUUUCAGAGACGCCAAUCAUCGGGAGGCGGUAUGAUGAGCUGCAGAAUUCUUCUGGGCGUGAUGGGAAGCCCAGGGCCAUGGCUGUCACCCGGAGCACGUCCUCCACUUCUUCAGGCUCCAACUCCAAUGUCCUUGUUCCUGUGAGCUGGAAAAGGCCCCAGUAUUCUCAGGUGAUUUUCUCAUCGUGUGGGGAUUUGGAUCUGCUUGAGCACCAGACGAGCUUGGUGUCUUCUGAGGACGGCGCCCGAGAACAGGAGAACAUGGAUGACACAAACAGUGAACAGCAGUUUAGAGUCUUUAGAGACUUCGACUUCCUAGAUGUGGAGCUGGAGGAUGGAGAGGGGGAGAGCAUGGACAAUUUCAACUGGGGAGUGCGCAGACGUUCUCUGGACAGCCUGGACAAGUGUGAUAUGCAGAUUCUGGAGGAGCGCCAGCUCUCAGGAAGCACUCCCAGCCUCAAUAAAAUGAACCAUGAGGACUCCGAUGAGUCAUCCGAGGAGGAGGACCUCACAGCCAGCCAGAUCCUGGAGCACUCAGACCUAAUCAUGACUCUCUCCCCGUCUGAGGAGACCAAUCCCAUGGAACUGCUCACCACGGCCUGUGACUCAACCCCCGCCGACCCUCACUCCUUCAACACCAGGAUGGCUAGCUUUGAUGCUUCUUUGUCUGAUAUGAAUAAUCUGCAGAUUUCUGAGGGUUCAAAGGCAGAAGCUGUCCGGGAGGAGGAGGACACCACCGUGCAUGAAGAUGAUCUUUCCAGUUCCAUCAAUGAACUCCCGGCAGCUUUCGAAUGCAGUGACAGCUUUAGCCUGGACACGACUGAGGCGGAAGAAAAAGGCCAUCGGGCGCUGGACCAGUUUACUCUUGCAAGCUUUGGAGAAGGCGACAGGGGCGUCUCCCCGCCUCCCUCGCCCUUUUUCUCGGCCAUCCUUGCUGCCUUCCAGCCCGCGGCCUGUGACGACGCGGAGGAGGCCUGGCGCAGCCACAUCAACCAGCUCAUGUGCGACUCGGACGGCUCUUGUGCCGUGUACACCUUUCACGUGUUCUCCUCCUUGUUUAAGAAUAUUCAGAAAAGGUUCUGCUUCCUAACCUGUGAUGCAGCCAGUUACCUUGGAGAUAACCUCCGGGGAAUCGGAUCCAAAUUCGUCAGCUCUUCCCAGAUGCUCACCUCCUGUUCUGAAUGCCCUACACUCUUCGUGGAUGCCGAAACCCUCCUUUCUUGUGGACUUCUGGACAAGCUCAAGUUCAGUGUUUUAGAACUGCAAGAAUAUUUGGAUACCUACAACAACAGAAAAGAGGCUACUCUCUCCUGGCUUGCAAAUUGUAAGGCAACGUUUGCAGGAGGAUCAAGAGAUGGAGUAAUUACCUGUCAACCAGGGGACUCAGAAGAAAAGCAAUUGGAACUGUGUCAGAGGUUAUAUAAGCUGCACUUCCAGCUGCUAUUGCUUUUUCAGUCCUACUGUAAGCUCAUCGGCCAGGUGCACGAAGUUAGCUCCACGCCAGAGCUGCUGAAUAUGUCCCGGGAACUGAGUGACCUAAAGAAACACCUGAAGGAAGCCACCGCGGCCAUCGCAGCGGACCCUCUUUACGCAGAGGGCGCGUGGUCUGAGCCGUCCUUCACGUCCACCGAAGCAGCCAUCCAGUCCAUGCUGGAGUGCCUGAAGAACAACGAACUUGGCAAAGCUUUGCGGCAAAUCAGGGAAUGCAGAAGUCUGUGGCCCAAUGACAUCUUUGGAAGCAGUUCUGAUGAUGAGGUCCAGACACUACUGAAUAUUUACUUCCGUCACCAAACUCUGGGACAGACGGGUACUUAUGCACUGGUGGGGUCCAACCAGAGCCUGACCGAGAUCUGUACCAAGCUGAUGGAGCUGAACAUGGAGAUCCGGGACAUGAUCCGCAGGGCCCAGAGUUACCGAGUCCUCACGACUUUUCUUCCAGACUCCAGCGUUUCUGGCACUAGUCUCUGACAGGAGCCUCCCGUCCCCCAUGGGUUCCAAGCUGGCAGUGCUGCCAUGCUGGGGCGACGUCAUUCAGUGUCUUCUCAGCCUUCAAAAGGCUUGGACAGACUGUUCUCCCUCUUGUUACCUGUAGGGCUUUUUCUAAAGAAGAUGGCAGAACUUCCAACGUGUAGCAAUACCAUAAGAACCAAGGUAGCUUAGAGCAUCCUGGGACAGACUCCAUCCGCCAUGCUGCGUGGCACAAACGUGUUAUCGUUUUAUUCAGCAUACGCAACUCACUACUGAAGAAGUGACUUCCAUUGCAUACCAAAGCCGACGACACUGAACAGUACCUUCCUUUCUAGAAACAAUUUUAGAUUGGCAAAAGUGCAAUGUUUUCUUCACUAAAAAUAAUUUUAUAUUCUAAAACUUGUACAUUCUUUCCCUUUCUUCUUCCUUUUUUCUUUUUUUUUUUUUUCCUUUCUUUGGUGGGCUAGGAAAGAGGCAGGCAGAAUGAAGCUGGCCACUGAAAAUUGUAAGAUGGUCAGAAGCUGACAGCCUGUAUAUGUGAAAAGGGAAUUGUAAAUGGACUACAAUUUAAUGUACACUGUAAUUUGAAUACAAUUACUGUAUCUAAAAGGAGCUGCUAUGAAAUACCUUUCUUAUGUUGCUAGGCUACUGUUUCUGAAGGCCCUGGAUCUCUUUGCACCAAAAAUGGUCCAGAUAGACUCUUUUUAAGGAUCUUGGCUGCUUUUUACUAGAAGGUUGCUUUUUUGAGCAUAUUUAUACUACAGAAGGAUGAGUGUUAAUUUUAAUUAACUUUGCCAUUUUGUAGAGAAAAAUUAUCCACAAUAUAAAUUCCAAGUCUCUUCACCUGUCACGCAUGCAUAUUUUACUAUAAUAUCCAUUUGGAUAGCCAGAAGUAGAAUCAUAAAGGUAAAAUAUGAGUUGUCACUUUGUUUCUAAGAAAUGUCAUAUUUUAUUUGUAAUAUAUAUGUAAAGGGCCAUUCUUAAGUUCUCUCCUUAAACUUAAUGCUGUCAAGUGUCAGCUGUGUGCAUGUGACCUUGUUGCACAUCAGAAACAUAUUCAAAGUUUAUCUGUGUAACUUAUUCACUCUGUAAAUACAUUUAAAGUUUUUGUGAUGUAACCUUACUUGAUAUUCUGUUCAGAACUUUCUUUAGACUAAAAAAAAAAAAAAGAUAAAAUACAUGUUGACCAUGGAUUUUA